Messenger RNA from Metschnikowia bicuspidata var. bicuspidata NRRL YB-4993, 625 nucleotides. RefSeq lists its product as uncharacterized. Bases 1 to 369 code for a protein of 122 amino acids. The transcript has 3 exons. The record is from RefSeq and is a predicted model, not a curated record. Lineage: Eukaryota; Fungi; Ascomycota; Pichiomycetes; Serinales; Metschnikowiaceae.
AUGUCAUUUACUAAAAGAUUUGCAGAAAGAUCUGAAUCUGAAAUGCAAGAGCUUUCAAAAAAAGGCAUCAAGACUUUUCUAAUUCCAUUUACUGGACAUAUUUUUCACACGUUGUCCGAAAUUAGUGGUGUCACCGGUGUCAGCUUCGUCGACCACGUUUUGAAGAUUUUCAAACCUGAGUUUUUACGUGUUUAUGAAAUGAAUAUCAGAAUGAAUAUCUGUUUAAUUAAUUAUUUGUUCAAGGAAGAGCGAAGACUAUCUAAAAAUCUGGUCGCCCUUUAUCAAGCACGUCUGCCUAGAUAUAUAGACAAACAGAACUCUGCAACAAAGCUCAUCACGGCUACUAGUGAUGAAUACGAAGCCACGUAGAUUUUUUGCCUUUGAGGACCUUCAAGGAUAUUUUACUUCCAGUUCCAAUUUAACACAAUGGGAAAAUGAGCAUCAAACAAUGUUUCUGAAAACUGAAAUAUCUAGAAAUUAAGCUGCUGCUUCAGCAUGAGCAACGUUCAAAUGUUUGUGUUGUGCCGCUAUCUUCUCCACCGUUUGAAACCGGUUGAGCCAGAAUUUAGCUGAAGUUUAGUUGGUAUUUUGACUGCAGCGCAAGCUGAAAGGUACGAUCAUAUUC